Molecule: messenger RNA, 858 nt
Organism: Laccaria bicolor S238N-H82
Lineage: Eukaryota; Fungi; Basidiomycota; Agaricomycetes; Agaricales; Hydnangiaceae
Product: GPI-anchored small secreted protein
Exons: 8
Coding region: 1-858 (285 amino acids)
Source: RefSeq, a predicted model, not a curated record
AUGAUGCUCGCAAAACUGUUCAUCGUCGUUGCUGGUGCCGUUUGUACCGUUGUCGCGUCGGCCGUCGUCCAACGGGACGAAUUCAAAUCUCUUAACCCUCCACUCAGCGUUCUUGAUUCGAGGGAUACCCCGGCUGCAUACACACCACUUAAUCCACCACUCAACGUUCUUGAUUCCAGAGACGCCCCGUCCUCCCCCACUGUGGCCCGCUUGACGAAUGCUGAACGGCUCAUCGCUGGCCUCCCUCUUAACGCGCCUCGCCGUUCUCGUACCACCCAUCCUCGAGGAGUACCGUCGGGUGUCCCAACUAUUUCUCAAGGCUACAUCAAAGUGACCGAGACUGGAACGGGCAAGGACUACGGUUUCCUUAACAAGGACCUCAACAGUUUUGGAGAAUUCCAGACGACCUCCGAUCCGGAUCAACGUGCCAUUUUUUCUAUUAAUCUGGUUGACGCUGCUCAAGGACAAAUCAAUAUUGCCGUGAACGGCGCCUCAGCCCGUCCCUACAUUGGUGGCAUCGUUGGGUUUUCUUCGGCCUUAUCAGACCUCAAAACUGGAUUUGCAACCUACUCGUACAUUGGACGAACCGAGGCUAGCCCGUUUCAUUCAGCGCCUGUCACGCUUGGCAAUACCUUCAGUGACGCGACCGGACAGGCAAAGGCAGUUGAGAGCGCAAUGUGGGUCUACGACGCUGUAUCGGGAACUAUUACCCCGCAGUGGGUUAACAACGAUCACUCCCUUCCCGCGACGUAUAUUGGUUUGAGUCAGGGCCUGCUGGUCCUCUCCGGUGACAAGCAUAGCUUCUCAACCGUGUUUGGACCCACCACAUGGCUUACGUUUACUUUUAUUCCCAUUUAA